UUAAAGCAAUACAAAAAGCUUCUGGAAGAGGAGCCGACAGACCGACAGACGAGCUUUUCCUUGGAAGCGGCUGUUUUCCAGCGCAAUUUUCCCAUUUUUUCCACCCUUUAUCGCCGGCCGGAAUCAAACAGGAGGCGUUUAUGGAGCCAGAGGAGCGUUUUUGGAUCUAACUUUCGACUUUUGACUGGGAAUACUUUGUGUUUUUGCGCGUCGGAGGUUCCCAAGGAGAGAAAAGACGAGGGGGGAGCUGAAUAAAAGCGGCCGAAGAGCGGUGCGGUUGAAGCGGAGCAGCUCGAAGCCCGUUCCCGGGGAGGGGAAGGGGGAGCCCGGGUCUGGAUGAGCGCCGAGCCGCCUUCCCCGAGCUCUCAGCCAUGGGGGAAACCAAAGUUAUCUACCACCUCGACGAGCAGGAAACUCCGUACCUGGUCAAACUGGCCGUGCCUGCGGAGAGGGUCACUCUCUCGGACCUCAGAAACGCGCUCAAGAAGCCAAACCACAAAUUCUUCUUCAAGUCUAUGGACGACGACUUCGGGGUGGUCAAGGAGGAGAUCACGGACGAUAACGCCAAACUGCCCUGCUAUAACGGCCGUGUGGUGUGCUGGCUGGUGUCAGCAGAUGGGUCUCACUCAGACGGAUGCUCGGUGGCUGAGAGUCAGUCGGAGCGGCCGCCCUCUGGAGAGAGAUCGCAGGGCAUCGGGGACUCCAGGCCGCCCUCCUUCCAUCCAAAAGCUGCAGGCAGCCGGCAUGGUGUGGACGAUGAGACGGAAACGGACUCGGUGGUGUCCCACAGGAGAGAGAGAGACAGACCCCGAAAGAAACAUUCGCACGAUCAUUCAAGUGGGAGGAUGAAUGGCUACUCACGGGUGGGCAGAGGGAUGGACAUGGGUGGCUACGACAGUCGCUCUUCUCUCAUGAGCAGUGAGCUGGAGUCCAGCAGCUGCUUCGACUCUGACGACGACGGAUCCACCAGCCGCUUCAGCAGUGUGACGGAGCAGAGCGGUUCCUCGCGCCUGAUGAGACGACAUCGCCGUCGGCGACGGAAACCAAAAGCUCAUCACAUGGAGAGGUCUUCAUCUUUCAGCAGCAUCACAGACUCCACAAUGUCCCUGAAUAUAAUCACUGUCACUUUAAACAUGGAGAAGUAUAACUUCCUGGGCAUCAGUAUCGUCGGGCAGAGUAACGAACGAGGCGACGGUGGAAUCUACAUCGGCUCCAUCAUGAAGGGCGGCGCUGUGGCGGCUGAUGGACGAAUCGAACCUGGAGACAUGCUGCUGCAGGUAAAUGAUAUUAACUUCGAGAACAUGUGCAAUGACGAUGCAGUCCGAGUGCUGAGGGACAUCGUGCACAAGCCCGGACCUGUCUCUCUGACGGUAGCGAAGUGCUGGGAUCCGAACCCCAACAGCUGUUUCGCUCUGCCCAGGAGUGAACCCAUCCGACCGAUCGACCCUGCAGCCUGGGUGUCCCACACCGCAGCCAUGACGGGCAUCUACCCCCCGUACGGCAUGAGCCCCUCCAUGAGCACAGUGACCUCCACCAGCUCCUCCAUCUCCAGCUCCAUCCCUGAGACCGAACGUUUUGACGACUACCACCUGUCCGUGCACAGCGACAUGGCAACAGUAGCCAAGGCAAUGGCCUGUCCUGACUCAGGGCUGGAGGUUCGAGACAGGAUGUGGCUGAAAAUCACCAUAGCCAACGCCUUCAUAGGGUCAGAUGUGGUGGACUGGCUCUUCCACCAUGUGGAGGGCUUUGCGGAUCGGCGGGAAGCGCGUAAAUACGCCAGCAACCUGCUGAAGGCCGGUUUCAUCCGCCACACUGUCAACAAAAUCACGUUCUCCGAGCAGUGCUACUACGUGUUCGGAGACCUCUCUGGCAACAUGGCCCACCUCUCCCUGCACGACCACGAUGGCUCCAGCGGGGCUUCUGAUCAGGACACUCUCGCUCCUCUGCUCCACCCGGCCGAGGCUCCGUGGCCCAGCUUCCCCUACCAGUACCCCGCUCCCCACUCACUGCAGGAUGGACCGCAGGCGUAUUCAGAGGCAGGAGGAGGCAGUCCCGGCAGCCAGCACAGCGAAGGGAGCAGCGGUUCGAACUGCAGCUGGAGCCGGACGGAGGGGAGGGCAGGACCGGCGGACCUCAGGCUGGCCGGGGCGAAUGAGACUGGGGACGCUUCAGAGUUCGACUUCCGGCGUGAGCGAGCGGCCAGCGAGCGCUCAGCCGCGCCCCCUAGCGAGGGCAGCGUGCGGAGCUCCCGCUCACACACCUAUAGCCUCAUGCACGGAGUGGCUCGAGGUGCACCGGGGUCGCCCUCGGGACGCCACCUCGCCCACGUACCCUCAGAGCUCACCAGCUCCCGCCGCUCCUGCAGCACCGCCAAUGGGGAGUUCUUCGUCGAUAUCAUGUGACUGGGCGGCUGUACGGGUGCCGAGGUGCCUGGAACCUUCGCCUUGUGAACUUGGAAACAUGACCAGGGAUCAUUUUACAGUUAGGUUGGAAAAGAGCAGUAACAGCGGUAGAUUUUAGAGUGAUAGUUUGGUGAAAGUCAGGUUUACACAGUUUUCUCCGGUACCUGAAAGCCGAGACGUGUUCGGUGUCUGAAGUUUGCUUCUUCAGGUUGGCACUGGAGCUGCAGGGCUAAUGAAGCUAAGUAAAGGGAGCUUAUUUAUGUAAGACAUAUGUUGUCUAUAAAAAUUAAUAAAAACUAAAUUUAGGCUUCAGUAGGCUGUGAAAGAUCAAAUGUACACAAUUUUUCCCAAUUUACAAAACACAAUUAUAAAGUAUCAGCUGUCUUAAAGCCAGUUUUGUCUUUGUUUAUAGAUAACAGUGUCAGAAACUACUUAAACAAGUCUAUGAAAGAUUUCUUAAAAACUAUACACAGUUUGAGGUGAAUGUGUGAUGUAGGUGUGCAGUUUGCACUAGGGAUGCACCAAUCAGCCACUUUUUCCCUUCCGAUACCAAUACCUGAUACUCAUGUGUCUGCCGAUACUAACCUUGUCUAGCCUGUCUACUUGAUAGUUGCCCAUAUAUUCUGAUAUUUAUACAACUCCAAUUUUUAAAUAUUUUAUUUUUUUUGAAAAUGUUCUGAUUCACAAUUAACGAUAACAUAUAACAACAAAAAACAUAUAAAACAUAUCAGUGUUGGAAGAAAACCUUGUAUCUCCAUU
Molecule: messenger RNA, 3161 nt
Organism: Colossoma macropomum (tambaqui)
Lineage: Eukaryota; Metazoa; Chordata; Actinopteri; Characiformes; Serrasalmidae
Gene: dvl3a
Product: dishevelled segment polarity protein 3a
Exons: 15
Coding region: 372-2402 (676 amino acids)
Biological process (GO): intracellular signal transduction; canonical Wnt signaling pathway
Cellular component (GO): cytosol
Molecular function (GO): frizzled binding
Source: RefSeq, a predicted model, not a curated record